Messenger RNA from Leucoraja erinaceus (little skate), 3270 nucleotides. It is a transcript of the gene stoml1, whose product is annotated as stomatin (EPB72)-like 1. NCBI's taxonomy places the organism in Eukaryota, Metazoa, Chordata, Chondrichthyes, Rajiformes, Rajidae. The coding region runs from base 16 to 1242 and encodes 408 amino acids. Gene Ontology annotation, cellular component: plasma membrane. The record is from RefSeq and is a predicted model, not a curated record. The transcript is spliced from 7 exons.
ACGAGCCGGGUCACAAUGUGGGGGCGGCGGCACCGAGCGCGGCCAUGGGGGGGGGCGGGAGCGGGAGCGGCCCGGCAACUGCCGAACGCCGGCCCGAUCCCCGGGCCUAGCCCUAGCUCCACCUCCAGCCCCACCGGCCACCGGCGCGGCAACACCAUGUGCUACCCCGGAGACGACGGAGCCGAGGCCGCCUUGCUGCAGGAGCAGAGUGAUGAAAAGUCGCAGAGCUGUUUAUCGUUUACUUGCAUGUGGAUUAUGACCGUUCUCUUCAUCUUUCUGGUGAUCAUCACUUUUCCAAUCUCAGCAUGGUUCGUCCUGAAGAAGGUGCCGACCAAAGAGCGGUUUGUUGUCGUCCGUUUGGGAAGAAUUAUUGGCAGCAAAGGCCCUGGAGUCAUCCUCUUGCUGCCUUUCAUUGAUCAGUGGCAGGUAGUUGAUAUCCGCUCCAAGACUUUCACGGUUGCAAUGUUUGAGGCAUCUUGUAAAGAUGGAGCUCUGAUCAUUGUCGGUGCUGAGAUCAGCUGCCACGUCUCGGACCCAGAAGUUUUUGUGACAGCUGUGGAAGAUAUCUGGCAUGCGUUGGAACGCACGGCCAAGUCUGUGAUGAUAAAUCUCCUGCUCAGGAAAUCUCUGGCCAAAGUCAAGAAGAAUAAGAGUAAAUUUGAACAGCGAUUAUCAUCGGGGAUCAACCAGAAGAUCAAAUCGUGGGGUGUGCGAGUGGACCACGUAACUAUGGUCAUUCACAACGAGGAUCUUCAUCUGUCCAGUGCUACAGCCAGCAGUCGAGUUCACCAUGACGCACGCAGUAGUGGCUCCUCAGUGACAUCACUUCAGCAACCCUCCACGGCUUCAACUGACUCUGAAGAGAUGGGCAAAGGGGCUGGAUACGAGGAAUCUGAGGAUGACAGGUUCAGUCCAGACUGGGUGCUCACCAAGGUGCAGAGUCUCCUCACCGAAGAUCUGGUGAAGCAGAUUGGAGCCGUCUACCUGUUCGUUGUCAACCUGAAGGAUGGAAAUCGGAAUCUGUAUCACUUGGAUCUAACUAGAGAUUCGGGCUACGCGGGCUACGGUCUGCCCAAGAUAGAGCCCGACGUGACGCUGGAAGUCACGGAGAAGACCAUGCUGGCUCUGCUGACGGGGUCGACAAGGCCUUUCUCCGCCUACAUGAGCGGCAAAAUCCGCCUGCAGGGCGAUCUGAAGACCGCCAUGAAGCUGGAGGACCUGAUCAAGCUGCUGCCGCCGUGACGCAGCCCGCCCUGACAGCCUCCCCGCUCCUGAGGUUACACGCCUUGUAUUUUACGCACAGUUUUUGUUACUUCGCUCAAAAAAAAAAAAGUUCUAUUCUUAUCGAUUGUUAAUAGUUUACAGACUCCUAUGGAAGAGAAUGAAUAAACUUGUACCACUAGGUUAUCAUGCCAUGGGAUAUUCACUUCAGGACGCUCUUGAGUCUUGCUCCUCUCUCCCGUCUCCCUCACCAAAACCCUCCCCCAGUCAAACAACGGCAGUGGAAGCAACUCGGUGCCUAAAUGUGCUGCCUAAUCUACGCGGAGUUAAUGAGACUUAAAGAUUCAUGUAGAAUUGGAGUGAAUGGCUGCUUAAUGAUCGGCAUGGACACAGCGGGCCGAAGGGCCUACUUCUGUACUGUCUCGCUCUGUGUUGCUGUCAGUGGGGCUGUGAAAGAGGUAAGAGGGAGCUGGAAUGAACAAAAAACAGUCCCCUAAUGCUCUGUGUGUUUGUGGCACAUUUCUCCUUCAUCGGCCUUCAGCUGUGUCAAAAGCGCUUAGAUUUUUUAUAUCAGAGUAGGGACGCAGAACAAACUAUUAAUAUGUUUGUUUUAAUUAACAACCAGCCACGUGUUUGCACUAUUUACAACUCUUGUACGUGGCUGGCGAUGGGCGCAAGUUGUGAAGUAUGUUCUUGAAGUGCAAGAACAAUACUGAGCUGCGUGCUCACUCUGGCAACUUCACGGCGAGGAUCUCCUGAGAUAUUGUUUAUCUGACGGGUUGUAAAGAUAAGCACAAGUUUCUUUUGAGCAACCGUAUUCCCACCAGCUCCCUCCUGGAACUGGACUUAAAAUAUCUCACAUUCUCCUCCAGUCCAGCAGUGGGCAAACACCACUUGAAGCUGGAAUUAAAUAGGAUCUGCGAAGGUUUCUCUGCAUGGAUUGAACAAAAUGUGACAAUACUUCAGGAAUUUAAUUCCAAAUGACUUUUGUCAAAAUUUCUUUGUAGGAUAAGAGUGGAUUGGAAUGUAGUGGAGAGGGUGAGGUGUGUCCUCACAAUUGCCCGCCUCUCUGUGGGGGAGUCCUGGGUGGUGGUGCUGUUGGGUGACAAACAUUUGCGUGUAAGGCAUGGAAGGAUGCAGUUCCAAUACGGGCAAGUGGGACUGGCAUAGAUGUGGAGCAAAAGUCGACAUGAAUGUGGUGGGAUGAAGGCCCCGUUUCUGCGCUGACUCCAACGGAACAAAAUCCAUGCAGUAAAAUUAGUCGCAGGCCAUCUCCCAUCUGCUUCGGCUAACUUUCAGAUUCCAGCCAGGCUGCUUGUUACACACCUCGGAAAGUGGCAGACGUGUCUUUGGGAGAGAUGUACGCAUCAUGCCGUCUUUGUUGGCGGGACGUGCAAUCUGUUACCAGCUCCACUGUGCCUCUUGUGCUACCACGAUGUCCCACACCAGUGUGAACGACUGUCCACAGUACUUCAACCACCAACAGCUAAUCUCCCCACCACCCCUGUUCCUUCUCCACCUUGUCUCCGGGGAACCCAAACCCUUCCACUCAGACCAGCACACCAAAGCAGGAAUUCAAUUUUCCAUAGACCAGGAAAUCAACUUGGGCCACCUGCUUUGAGCAAAGUGAAUUAUUUUUAAAAAAAAUGAUAAUUGAGUUUUCACCCAGGUUCUGCUGCUAUUAUCAUUUUGAAAUUUGUGGCGUCUUGCUGUGCCUUCGUUGGUGGCCUGACGUCAACGGUACAUUAGCAGCAGAACGCCUCAGCACCAGGCAGCGCAAGGGCGCUACGGAAAUGCAGACUUUCAAGCCAGACUUGGGGAAAGUCACUGUGACCACUACAGCCGGUGGCCUCCACACCGGAAAAAUGUCACAAACAGAAAUUGCAAUCGGUCUGAGCACGAGCCUGUGUGGAGGAGCGGAGUUUUGUACUAGUAUAAAACGUAAUCACGGCUGAGGAGAAAUUUAAAUGUAUCUAGAUUUAUCCUCGAUGGGUUGAUGCCUGUUACAAAAUGAUUGUACCUCGAAAUAAAUUCUUAUUGUUUUUUGUA